Messenger RNA from Acanthocheilonema viteae, 1533 nucleotides. The record is from the annotation of a GenBank genome assembly. Lineage: Eukaryota; Metazoa; Nematoda; Chromadorea; Rhabditida; Onchocercidae.
AUGUUAAGCAUUAAGAAGAUUAAUUAUUAUCGCAUCUGCGAAAGGUUCGCUGUUGUUCUGUUGCACGCUGACCCUUGCGGUGAACGGUUACGUGAAAUCCCACCAUAUUACAUGUCUGUUACUUGGGAUCAAGAAGCAGUACAAGAACUUCACGUACCUUCACUAGCAAGUGAAGUGUCAAAUAUCUUUACUAUUUCGCUCUUAUUACUGUUGUGUGCUACUGGUUUACUAGGAAUGUGGAUAUGGAGUUUUUUGAUGUGCUUGCUUUAUGUAUAUGCCGACGUGUUUUUGUGCACCGCCAGUAUUGUUCACAUGUCUGUUAUUUCAUUAGAUCGAUACUUCGGAAUUUCGAAACCUUUAAGAGCUCGAGAUAAAUCAGAAACAUCGAUAGCGGUAAAGUUAGCUUCUGUCUGGAUAAUAACGACACUGAUCUCCUGCCCAAUUGCUAUCAUGGCCCUUAUUGAUUCGAGCAAUAUAUUUAACGAUAAUACAUGUCGCAUUACCAACCGUUACUACAUGAUUUAUGGAUCAAUAUUUGCAUUUUUGAUACCAUUUCUUAUUAUGGCAGUUACUUAUAUCCGCACUACAACUCUUCUCAAACAACAACCAACAAUUAUCAGCCAUCAAGGCGUUGCUACUAACAAUCAUACCGAAUCAGUCAUCCUAAGACGUACCCAUACGCAACGCAACUAUAUUCCCGAAAAUCUUCGAAAUGUUAUCUCAUGUAAACGAAAUAAAGAGAUGAUAGAACGUCCGCUGCAGACAACUUUGCUACCGAUAUAUUCCAAGAAGGAAGUAAAAUUGCUUGAAAAAAAUCGCUUAAACUUUCGAAGACGUGCAGAAAUGGUAAUCAUAGCCAUAGGUGAUAAAAUAUCCAGAAAAGAAGUAAUUCCAAAGCGCAACACAGAACUCACCAAUGAACAUAAGGCAACAUGCGUACUAGCUAUUGUAUUCGCAUGUUUUUUUAUUUGUUGGGCACCAUUUUUUUGUGCCAAUCUUGCAUUUGGCUUUUGCGGCGAACCAUGUGCCUUACCGCCGACGAUGGAGUUUUUUUUCCUGUGGUUAGGAUAUUUCUCGAGCAUCAUCAAUCCUCUUAUUUACACCAUUUUUAACAGGACCACAGUUGAUAGACCCGAUUCACAGUGGGAACAAGACCGCUGCACUGCCCUAAGCUAUAACACAAAUCUACAUGAGCGGAAACCUUCACGACAAGAACACUGUGUUCAGUCAAUACACUCAGACACCUCAUCACCAAACAGAAAAAUUGACCUGCUUGAAAAAACUGAACAAGCUACAAUGGUGAACAAGGAAGCUAUAAUGAAUGAUCAAUCACAAAAUACGCUAUCAGAUAUUUGCAUGAUAGCGAGUUCAGAAGGUGGUAAAUUAUCGAAACAUAAUAAGGAUUCAAAAAAUCUUAAGUUUUUCCAUAAUCAUGGUAAUGUAAACGUUUUAAAAUUUUCUAUAAGUGAACAAGGAUUAGCUCAAGCGAUCCUGUUUAUAUGCUUUAAGCCUUUAAGAGAAGCACCUUCCUAG